Electrophorus electricus (electric eel) is the source of this 994-nucleotide messenger RNA. RefSeq names its product alpha-ketoglutarate dehydrogenase subunit 4 (gene kgd4). Gene Ontology annotation, cellular component: oxoglutarate dehydrogenase complex. The record is from RefSeq and is a predicted model, not a curated record. Gene Ontology annotation, biological process: 2-oxoglutarate metabolic process. NCBI's taxonomy places the organism in Eukaryota, Metazoa, Chordata, Actinopteri, Gymnotiformes, Gymnotidae. Gene Ontology annotation, molecular function: oxoglutarate dehydrogenase (succinyl-transferring) activity.
GAUGUACAAUAAAAGCCGAGCAGGUAACUUACCGGCGUCCAGGUGUUUAUUUACAUCUUUUCAAGAAAACGUUAAAAUAUCAGUGAUCAGGUGACUAGCGUCUUUCACCCGGAAGUUGUUGCUCAGAGGUCACCAUGGGGAGCAGCGUUAGUAGAAGCGGAAUGGCUGCCGCUCGGGCCGUGCAGGCUGUGCGACCUCACGUCCCCUUAAUUACCUUUCCUAAUCGACAGGGUCUGGCCAAGCCAAAUGUACAAGAAGCACUAAAACUACUCGUAGCUAGCAUGCCACAGACGUCGACCCCUUCUGCACCGGCGCAAGCAGCCACAGGGGUGGGCAGGACCACUGGAGCAGCUGAGUGGCUCUCUGGCUCACCAGACAGCGUCGCUGUCAUUAAACAGCUUCCACAGAAAUAUCGCAGGCGGGCCUUGCUGCCAGAAGAAAUGGACUACAUUCAGCGUGGUGGACCUGAGUGAUGGUGGGCCAGUGUGUCUAACUCAAGACUCUGUGGAAAAGGUGCUGGUUGUUGCCUAAUGUUUUUCCUCAGAAAGAGGAUUUGCCAGAUUUCACUUUAAGGAAUGAAUAAGUUAUUAUUGAAUGUAAAUAGAGAUUAUUUUUAAACACAAUUGUACAAAGUGUGUGUCCUCUUACUCAAGAAAUUCACAUGCUGUUAACAGCUUGUCCUGUUCACAUUUAACAUUGCAUUCAUUAGGCCAGGCAGUCCAAGGUAGACUGCUCAGUGCCCAUGUCUGUAGUCCACUCUGUCUCCCAGGACAUGUGCUAUUACCCUUGAUUGGACCCUUUCAUUUUCACUUUGGCCCAAGGAGGCUCUCCCACUAUGCUGAUACUCUGUAGUCUGGAGAUGGAUUCUGCAGGUCAUUAGAUCUUUAAUAACGUUGGCCUGUGUCUUUUGCUAAUCAUAUAACUGUUUGAGACUGUGUAAAGUACUCAAAUUCAUGCAUAAGUACUUCAAUAAAAAGGGGUAUUGUUAUAAACA